AGUGUGCCCCUUUCUCCUCUCUGCUCUUCUCUUCUUCCUAAAAAAUCCACCUCAAAUCCACAACACACCUCUCUCUCUCUCUCUCUCUCUCUCUCUCUCUCUGGUCUCCAACUAUUUCCUCGAAGUAGCCAAUAAUAUUAGUUCUCUCUCUAAACCAUGGAUGAGCGUUUAUACUUGCCUCCGGGCUUUAGAUUUCAUCCCACAGAUGAAGAGAUCAUCACUCACUACCUCUCUCCGAAGUUCCUCAAUCCUAGCUUCUCUUCAGUAGCCAUUGGAGAUGUUGAUCUCAACAAGUCUGAGCCGUGGGAUCUCCCAAGCAAGGCUAAAAUGGGAGAGAAAGAGUGGUAUUUUUUCUGGCAAAGGGAUAGAAAGUACCCAACAGGGACGAGAACAAAUAGAGCUACAGAAGCUGGGUAUUGGAAAGCAACAGGCAAAGAUAAGGAGAUUUUUAAAGGGAGAGGGGUUCUUGUUGGAAUGAAGAAGACACUUGUUUUCUACAGAGGGAGAGCUCCUAGAGGAGAAAAGAGUAAUUGGGUCAUGCAUGAGUAUAGGCUUGAGGGCAAAAUUCCCUUUAACAAUCUCCCCAAGCCUUCAAAGGAAGAAUGGGUGGUGUGUAGGGUGUUCCACAAGAACGCCGCAGCCAAAAAGACCCCAAUUAUGCCUGAGUUUGCGAGAAGGAACUCCUUCGCUCAUCUCGUGGAUUACUCCUCAAAUCUACCUCCUCUCAUGGAUUCAACUACUUAUAACUUCAACUACAAAGAUGACAGCGACGUCUUCGACUUCAAAGGAAUCCUAACAAACACUGCACCAAUGAAUAACUCAAGUGCAAACAAUUACUUUGCAGGGUUCAACGAUCUCUCAACCAACUUCUCGAGCCUGAAUCAAGUGUCAAUGGUCAGCGAUGACACGGGCCUGAGCACGGAGCGAAACACGGAGAUCUCGUCGAGGCACGAGGAGGAAGAUAUAGACUUGGACAAUAUGUGGAAGUGCUGAAGAUUAAUUAGGUUCGUUUGCUUAGGUAAUAUAUAUACUUGUGAUGGAUGUAGAGUGGAAAUUUGGAUUUGUUAUACAAUUUACAGAGGAUUGAAAUAACAAGAAUAGAUGCAUAUUGUUUGUGUGGA
This is a messenger RNA of Asparagus officinalis (garden asparagus), 1121 nucleotides long. Its product is annotated as NAC domain-containing protein 79-like. Bases 157 to 993 code for a protein of 278 amino acids. The record is from RefSeq and is a predicted model, not a curated record. Gene Ontology annotation, biological process: regulation of DNA-templated transcription. NCBI's taxonomy places the organism in Eukaryota, Viridiplantae, Streptophyta, Magnoliopsida, Asparagales, Asparagaceae. Gene Ontology annotation, molecular function: DNA binding. The transcript is spliced from 3 exons.